Messenger RNA from Poecilia latipinna (sailfin molly), 5915 nucleotides. Its product is annotated as growth factor receptor-bound protein 10-like. Lineage: Eukaryota; Metazoa; Chordata; Actinopteri; Cyprinodontiformes; Poeciliidae. The transcript has 17 exons. Gene Ontology annotation, biological process: negative regulation of insulin receptor signaling pathway; insulin receptor signaling pathway; negative regulation of Wnt signaling pathway. Bases 211 to 2064 code for a protein of 617 amino acids. The record is from RefSeq and is a predicted model, not a curated record. Gene Ontology annotation, molecular function: insulin receptor binding.
ACGGCGGCGGACAGAGGUUUUUUUUGGGGUGGGGGUGGGGGGUCGGAAACAGUUUGUGCCGAGAUUCAGACGAGGAAAGUUGAAGCGUUUCACCGGUCGCUGAUACGUCGUGCGUCCUGGACACGAGCUUGUACUGUGUGCUGUCCUUUCAUAACCGGUGCUUGCUGAGACCAGAGGGUUCCCUGCGAGAGGGAGCACAAGGCAAACAUCAUGGCUUUAGCAGGAUGCCCUGACUACUUUUUACGUCACUCAAACUACCAGGAAAGGAUGGAGCGCACCUCCUCCCACCGGCCUGAGGAGCUGAUCGUUUCCGGCUUUCAGCGCACAGCCAGUCAAGCUUCGCCACAUCACCAUGAUGACGACGUGGACCUGGAGCAGCUGGUGAAUGACAUGAACUCCUCUGUGGAGAGCGUGCCAUCCACGCAGGCAGAGACGGCGCUCCUCCUAAACAACGGUCACAUGCACACGCCUCACCACCAGCAUCACCACCACCACGCUGCCCAUCUGGGACAUGGCCAGGUCCACCGCCGCCACACCCCGCCCCUGCGGCCCUCGCCCCCCGCCAGGGAAGGACUGAAGUACUCUCAGCCCAUGCACAUCCAGGCUGUUAGGUGCCUAAAGGAAGAGCAGCACCUGCGUCCCGCCUCCCUGCCCGCCAUCCCCAACCCUUUUCCGGAGCUGUGCAGCCCAGCAGGAUCCCCCAUUCUCAGCCCAAUUCAGACCUCCGACAGCCAUAUCGUGAAGGUUUGGAGCGAGGAUGGCGCCGGCAAAGUGGUGGAGAUUCCAGCCGACAUGACGGCGAGAGACGUGUGUCAGCUGCUGGUCUACAAGAGCCACUGCGUGGACGACAAUGCCUGGACGCUGGUGGAGCACCACCCCGUCCUCGGUCUCGAGAGGUGUGUGGAGGACCACGAGCUGGUGGUUCAGGUGCAGGCCUCCAUGAGCAGCGACAGCAAAUUCCUCUUCAGGAAGAACUAUGCCAAAUAUGAAUUCUUCAGGAACCCACUCCCAUUGUCAGCGUGUUGGUUUGUGUGCUUCUUUCCCAUCCAGAACUUUUUUCCAGAGCAUAUGGUGGCUUUGUGUCAUGAGUCUGACUGUUCGAUCCCUCAGUCACAGCUCUUACAGAAUUUUCUGAACUCCAGCAGCUGUCCUGAGAUCCAGGGCUACCUGUAUGUGAAGGAGCCAGGAAGAAAGUCCUGGAAGAAGCUCUACAUGUUCCUGCGACGCUCAGGCCUUUACUACUCAACUAAAGGAACAUCCAAGGAACCCAGACAUCUGCAGCUUCUCUCAGAUCUGGAGGACAGUAACAUUUACACCAUCAUCACUGGGAGGAAGCUUCACAACGCCCCUGCAGACUUCCAGUUCUGCAUUAAGCCCAAUAAAGCCAGGAGUGACUGUAAGGAGCUCAAGAUGUUGUGCGCCGAGGACGAACAGAGCAGGACGUGCUGGAUGACCGCCUUCCGACUGCUCAAAUACGGGAUUGUCCUGUACCAGAACUACAAUGUGCCCCUGCAGAGGAAGGCUAACAACUCAUCUUUCUCUGGGCCCGUGCGGAGCGUAUCCGAGAACUCGCUGGUUGCCAUGGACUUCUCGGGAAGAACCGGCCGCGUCAUUGACAAUCCCAUCGAGGCCCAGAGCGCCGCCCUGGAGGAGGGACAAACUUGGAGGAAAAGAACCCACCGUAUGAAUGUCCUGGGCAGCCCCAGCCCCCUGCACCCAUCCUCUAUGAACACAGUCAUCCACAGGACACAGGUGUGGUUCCACGGUCGUAUUAUGAGAGAGGAAGCCCACAAAAUGAUUAUACAACAAGGCCAAGUAGAUGGGUUGUUCCUGCUGCGGGACAGUCAGAGUAAUCCCAAGGCAUUCGUGCUCACCUUGUGCCACCACCAGAAGAUCAAGCACUUCCAGAUCCUACCGGUGGAGGAGGACGGCCAGGUUUUCUUCAGCCUCGACGACGGCGCCACCAAGUUCACGGACCUGAUCCACCUGGUGGAGUUCUACCAGCUCAACAGAGGAGUGCUGCCCUGCAAGCUCAAACACCCCUGCACCGCUGUGGCCUUGUGACACUUCACCCACCUGACACAGCUCUCCCCCCACUUUUUUUGCACAUCAGAAGAUUUCCCCCCAUUGCCUGCUCCCUCACCGACUAGGCGGGGUUGAGGAGAAAGAGAGAGAGAGAGAAAGCAGAAGGCCACGGGGCUUUUGGGAGCGCACUCGGCUCCGGCACCUGGUUUGUGGUGUUUUUCUCCGCCUUACCGCCGUUCGGACUGUGGCGUCACGGCGAUAGAUAGAUAGCUUUGUCUGGCUCCAGCGACGUUAAUUUUUUUUAUUUGUUUUCCCUGGAGGGUCCGGUAGGUUCGUCAAACGCCAAAAAAAGUUGUGAAAACGCAAGACCACUAAAGCGACACGUUUUACAGCAGGAGUGUUUGAGGGUCUUUCGAAUGGAUCUCCCUCCCAAACCCCCUUCUCCUCCCCUCCAGGCCGGAUAAGCUGUGGCGCCCGCAGGGAGCGCCACCCUCUGACUUCCUCACUGAUUAUCAGGGAUGGACGGGAACCUCGCUGGCUCUGACUGAAAUCGGAUCCAGGAGUUUCUCAACCUGUGCAGUCCAGUCUGGAUAAGCUGACACCCCCGUCCCUCUCUCCUCAUCACAUUAGCGGGUUGGAAGUGACGUAUCCACAAACCCCCCUCCAACUCCACACACUUUGGUGCAACCCCCAAUCCUGUCGCCUCCACAGAAGCUCAAACAGUUGGAACAGACUGAUGGACGGACGGAGGGAAGAAGCGGCCGAAGGCGAAGACGAGAAGAGCAGCGGCGAUGGCGAGGGUUUGCUUAAAAGAAAAAAAAGACAGAGGAAUGUUUAAUCAGGAAGGCCGUAACAAGCCUCUCUUGUAGAGUUAAUUACUUGAUGUCAUUUAAUGCUGUUUUUUAUUCAUGUCAAUUCAAUGCAGAACUAGUUUUGCACUCCUGGGCGGACAGGCAGCAGCUCUCUGGCUAAAGCGAAGCCGCCUCCUUUUUCUCCUCCGCUCUGUUUCUGCAAAAGGGGCGCGCAUGUGAAUCUCCGCCCGCGGCGGACGGUGGCGGCGGCAGCGUGUGAGGCGGAGAUCCAGCUGAUUAUGCAGCUCCCAUCAGAGAGGUUUAGGAGCGUCUAAAAACCUCUGGUGUGGCUCGCAUCAUCAUCACCAUCAUCAUCAUCAUCAUCAACACCACCGCAAUUUAAUGAAUGUGCUCCUGAACCAGCUGCAGCUCCUCAAGACUCUGAGGAAGAGGAGGAGGAAUACUAAUUUUAUAGACUUCUGAAAAGUGUCCCGCCCCCCAAACUUCUACCGUUUCUUUGUUGUUGUUGUUGUUUUGUUUUUUUUUUUUUAAUCAAAAGGGUUAUAUUUGUCGGUGAAUCUGUUUCGGAAUGUUUUCCUGAGUCUAAUCCGAGUUCAGUGCUUGCACAUUUUGAAUCAUUCUGAUUGUGGUUGGAGCUGUCCCGUUCGGAUCCUGACCACUGUUCCCUCCUACAAAGCAACAAAAGCACUCUCGUAACUUUUUUUUUCUUUUUUUUUUUUUUGUUUGACUUUAAAUAUGGAAUUUGAACAAAUGACUUGAAAUGUGAACCCGGUCGUCCGUCGACUGAGCUUCACUUGCCUUAAGUGAAAAUGAUGAGCCAUGCGUAUGAAAUUGAAGAAGCGAUCUUAAAAUGCACAUACAGUGAGAUGUUUGCGGUUUGAAGGCGGUGGAAGGACAUCUGGAGUGACUAUGUGAACCAGUAUGUUGAGGGAUAGUGCUAGAUUUUGGGAAAUUAUCUUUUUUUUUUCUUUCUUUUUCUUUUUUUUGCCACUUUUAGAGCUGUAUGCUAAAUAUGGAGUUUUUUUUUUUAUUUGCGCUUGUAAAUUUAUUAAAAAUAAUUUGAGAUUUUAGUUGAACAAAAGCUUGAAUUUUACUCUGAGAUUAUAAACUGAUAUUUAAGUUACACAUUAAUGAAAAAGCACGUUUUUUGUUUUGUUUUUUAAAAAUAUAAAUUAGGAUUUUUUUUUUUUCUAGAACUACAUUUCUGGGUGCUUGUGCUGUCUUGAUUGUCAAAAUUAUUAUUAUUUUGUCCUGAAUUUUUACCCACAUCCCCCCUGUUUGUUUUUUCAUUUAGGAAAGAUCACAUUUACCAUACAGGCAACAAUCUUGUCUUAAGUCUUGAACUUUAGGCCACAAAUUUAUAGGUUUGUAGAUUUUAAAAUAAAUUACGUCAAACUAACAGCACCCACAUGACAAUGGGGAUGUUUACAUGCACUGCAAUAUUUCUAUUAAACCAGAUUAGAAAUUUUCCUGACUGAAGGCUGACAUGUUGGGUAUUUUCCAAAAUUGCCAAAAAUGUCAUAAAUGAAUAAGUCAGUAAGUUAUUUUACUCUAUGAAUAUAUCCCAUAGCAUUCAAAUUAUUAAAUACAUAAGGUAUUUAUGUAAAAUUAGUUAAAAUCUGUUUUAAAAUAGUUAUCUAAAUAUUUAUUAAGAUUUCUCAUGGUUUACUUGUUGCGGGACACUUAAAAAACCCUUAAUGUUAUUUUUUUUGUGAUUGGUUUAUUUGCACAAACUUGAAACCAGUCAUCUUCUUGAGAGCAAUGUUAGCCCUACCCACUUAUUUUGAUGGGUAAGGCUCCCGUUGAAAACGAAUUAAAAUGAGCUGCUGUCCUUCAAAUGAAUUGAUAAUAGUGAAAAAUAAUGCAGGAAACGUAUUCUAAUUACAUUACAGUUCUGAUGUUAAAUUAUAGAUUUUAUAAAUUGUUUUUGUGCUUUUCAUGUAUUUGUUAAAGAUAGUAACAUAUUUAAGUAACCAUCUUAAUGAUUUUUUUUUAAUGAAAUUUGGGCUCUUUUGGACUUCCCUAAUAAACAGCCUUUCCCAUCACCUUACUUCAUACAAGUGAGAAAACAGCUACAAUAAAACCACUUGCCUGGAUUUUUUCACAUCUACAGUUUGAGUAACAAAAAGUUAUAACAAAUGGGAUCCUGACCGAGGUCAUUAUGUUCUCCCAUCUUUAAACGUGAGGACUUUAAAUGGUAGCGCUGAGGUAACUGAACAAAACUAAGUAGGAUUGUCAUGAAAAUGUGGAAAAAAGUCUGCCAGAUGUUGGGUAUGAUGGAGGAUCUGUGAUGCUGUGGGCCUGCUCCUUUUCAAUAUCAACCCUGAAUUACCUGAAAGCUUUUCAAUAAAAAAAAAACCCAAAUGAUUCACCAAAAUAAAAAUAAAAAACUUUUCCAGCAGUUAUCUUAUUCUCCAAACAUACAUGUUCUAGAAAACCUGAUGAGCUAAAGAAGGAGGAUCUAGAUCAGCUGUAUGAAAAGAAAUCCAUCCAUCAGUAAAAGUGUUAUACAAAAUAUUAAUUUUUAGGAUUUGGAGAGAACUGUGUGUGUUACUCAAACACUGGAAUUGUCCAUAUUAUAAAGUACAGAUUUGAAAGAUUGCUGUGCAUGUAAAUUUUAACCUUAACAUGUUUUAAAACAGAAUCCAACUCUUUGUAAACCUCCUUGGUUGCAAAAAUGUCACAUUAUCCAGAUUUAGCAGAGAUCCGAAGAGGAUUUUUUUUGUUCUUCAAAACAUUGUUUCAGGUUCCACAAAUUCAAAGACUAAAGCCUUUUAUGUUGUUGAAAUUGUUCAUACGUUUAUGUUGGAAUUUCUGAAAAAUCACUGUCAAAAAGAGUUUAAUUUCCCCCUUUAAUUAUAUAGAAAUACAUGAAAGUUUUUUGUUGGUUUAGCAGAAAUGCCAAAUGUGGCAGUUUUCAUCAUUUAUAUGUAAAAAUAAGACGAGGGGAGUUUGGAUGAGGUUCUUGCCUGGUUCAGGUUUUCUACAAAACAUUUUCAUUAUUUUCUGAGCAAACCGUCCGCAGGCUGAACGCAUCGGAGGAUCGGACAGUCAAAACAAUAACACUAGACGUCAUAA